This is a messenger RNA of Corticium candelabrum, 827 nucleotides long. RefSeq names its product collagen triple helix repeat-containing protein 1-like. The record is from RefSeq and is a predicted model, not a curated record. NCBI's taxonomy places the organism in Eukaryota, Metazoa, Porifera, Homoscleromorpha, Homosclerophorida, Plakinidae. The coding region runs from base 65 to 598 and encodes 177 amino acids. The transcript has 3 exons.
UCCUAUAAUAAUCGCAAUCAAACGGACAGCAGCUAACGAGGCUAUACCUAGACAAGAUUGAAGAAUGACAAUCAGUGUGUCGUAUAUUCUACUGGUACCAUCACUAAUUUUCUUCCUGUCCGUAGUAACUAGCAUUACACCAGACGUAGAGGAUGGAGUUGGGGGCCGUCUAUCCUGGAAACAAUGUAGUUGGACGGGGAGAUACCAUGGAGACUCGAGAGAAAUACAUAAGUGCAAUUUCGCAAUAGAACAUUCUGGCAACUCUCUUCAUGUCGUCUACGCAGGCGUCAACAGAGUCUAUUGUAACGGUUACCACCAAUGUUGUUCCAGAUGGUACUUUACCUUCAAUGGUACUGAAUGUAAUAAUCCCGGACCUAUUGACCUGGUGGUUUUCAAGCGGUACACAGACGACAGUCCCUACAGGACCAGACAAGCGGAAGGAUAUUGUUACAACAUGAACAGUGGAAAGGUAACCGUGGCUCUUCAUGUAGGCCCAUGCGUACCCUGGAGCAAUAGAAUUGAUAAUGCGAACACAGGAUGGUUUGAAAAAUCACCGUCUCGUAUUCUUAUCAGAGAGGUGUACCCGUAUCAAAAGUAGAUUGCGCAUGUCUUGACGUCAUCGCACUCAUUGAAUGGCUGUUUGUUCUAUUCUAUACCCUUGCGUGUUUCUUGUUGCUGAGAAGUAAUGCUAUGAGUUCAGCACCAAACAUUUCAAUAACAAUUUAGCGAAACUGUAUUGGUACAUGUACAGUAACUCAUUUGAGAUUGCUGAGCAUGCGCUGAGCCUACAAGGUGUAUUGUAAUAAUCAAUAUCUAUGCUAUUCAUA